UGGAUUGUUCAAGCCAUGGAUGACCCGCUUGGAGCUUGAAGAACGCAGGCGUUUGGAAGACUCCUCCAAAUUUUGGGUGAUGGCCCUACGAGUCCCCCUACGAGCAAUGUUUCCUAUAGCCGACAUGGUGGAACAGAGCAUGGGGAGAAUCAUUAACACGAUUCCCCCACAACCAGACGCGACAAGGCCUAAACUAAUGAAUAUGAAGUUUGAACUCGUCCCGGAAGCGGAAGGUGCAUUUGAGCCACUGCUCCACGUACGGUUAGACGACGGAGAAAAUAUCAACUUCGAAUUCGUAUGUAAACAUACGCCAUAUUGCGACCGAUGCAGGUGGUGGAACCAUACCGCCACGGACGGCUGUCCACGGUUGAGACAACAACCGGGAGACCAAGCAGAAGACCAAGGGAUGGCAGAUAAUUUUUCAGCAAGGAACGACCAAGGAAGAAGACAGGCUUGGCUGGACCUGAACGCAAGUGUUACUGGAGGAAUCAGGGAGGCGGUUAGAGAUCUGGAGGUAAUUUCGCACCAAACUGUGGCGGAAUCGUCACUUCGGGCAGCUUCUGGGCAUCAAGCUCAGCCACGUCCCGGCCUUUCAGGAAACACUGGAAGGCCAGGUUCAUUGCAUCAACAAAUCGGUGGAACGUCGAGCCAAGCGUGGGCGCCUCCGCCUGGACAACCAGGCACAGGGCAUGCAAGGAUUUUUCAACCAAGCCAUAACUCCCAUUUGCAAGAAGCACAUUGUGGCUUGGGAGAGCGGUUUAUGGGAGGGAACCAGCAAUGGCAACCAUCAGUGCUUGAGGUGGCGAAAAUUAUGGCGGACGAACUGUUACGACGACGCCUGUCACUACAGGAUAGGGAAGCAGGGCAACACAGAGAGGAAGCAAGCUCUAGGGAACUAGCAAUAGUCCCUGAACAAGAAGUGGCCAACGGAAGGACUGGCACGGAGCGGAGGGACCAGCAAGGUAGACGUCUGAGAGGUGACGGGAUUCGGAGAGCAGAUGACAGAAUAGGGAGGCGGGACUGGAGAGCGAAAGGAGGAGAACAUGGGACUGAAGGAGGGAUCGGGGAGGAAAAAGAGAUAGAGGUUGAGGAUGUAGAAUCCCCGAGAGAUAUCCAAGAUGGUGCACUAGUUCGGUCGAGAGAGGAUCAAGCGAUGGAGGACAACUUAAUCCUCCCGUUUGUAUGCACGCUGCAAGGUCAGGAAAUUUUCGUCUUGUGCAUAAGAACAGAAGAGGGGGGACAUGUCAUGCCGGCCAGCAACAUUCUUGAAAUCUCAUCUCCGCAAUUCAUCAAUAUGAAGGUUCGCCAACUGUUCGCAGAACGAUUCUGCUUUAGACUGUUUCCCGAAGAUCCAAUCACACGCUUCCAAGUGGACCUACCAGGGGGAGACAAAGCAAGAUAUGCAGUUCCACUGGUUGAUGCUCGCAUUCCUCCAGAUCUGUGGAUGAACAUUGGUUCGGUGAAUUUGAUUGGCAUCCCGUUGCGUUUAUUCCUCUCAGAUCCAAAUGGGGAGUUGGAAGCUAUUGCAGUUGAACCAGGCAUGACAACGACAUUGCUGCAACGCCUGAAUGGGGAGCUACCAAAGAGAAGGAAUCUCACAUCAGCAUACUUUGCAGAGGACGUGUACAGAACCGUUAAUCCGUUGCAGCCUGGGUUCACCUGGUCCGGGAGACCCCCGCAAGCUGCAGGAGCUACACGGAGAUUGGACUUCUUUUUAGUGGCUGAAAGCUUGGCUUCAAAUGUGAUCCAGAUUAAUGAACAGAAUGCAGACUUAUCUGAUCACAAGCCGGUUUUGAUGUCAGUCCACUCAGACUCACAGGGUGAGAGAGGCCCCGAGUGUUUCCGCUUGAAUACACAGAUGCUGGAAGACGAGGGUGUGUGCGGGUGGGUUGAGCAGUUUUGGAAAGAUUGGGAGGAGGCGAAGCAGAGUUUUGAAACAAGAGGGGAGUGGUUGGAAGUGGGUCUUCGCAUAAUCUCGAAUAAAAUGGAGACUUUCUCCUCCAUAGCGGCAUAUCUAAGGAAUAUGGAAGAACAGGACUGCAAGCGGAGGGUAGAUGAAGCAGAACAGCGCAUCAACUCGCACCCGAUUUCAGAAGUGGCAUGGACGGAGGAAAGGGCGGCAAGAUUGCAGGAAUGGGAUAAGAUUCAACAGGCCAAACAAAUCAGGUGGGAGCAGAUCUUGGCAGAAAAGAAGAUCGUCACCGGCGACUGUAUGACGAAGGAAACUUUUCAAAGGUUGCUGCCGAAGAGGCGAACGGUUCAGAUGAAAGAGCUGUGUCACCCUCAUCUCAAUGGAAUGCCUUUGGCCAACAGCAACGAGGCUCUGUGCAACUACGCAGCGGCCUAUUUCAGCGACAUCCUGACCUCAAGAUCUAGAUUUGAGGACCCCUGUACUAACCUGGCUGAACACUCUGAUGUAUGGGAUAGUCUGGGGUCGGCACUGUCAGGCGAGGCUCAGAACGAACUGGACAGACCGCUAACAGCAGAGGAACUGACCCAUACUCUACAUACCAUGGCAAAAGGUAAGGCCCCCGGAGAGGAUGGCCUCCCACUGGAAUUCUACAAGGCAUGUUGGAGCAUGCUCGUAGAGGACCUAGUGGCGGUCUAUAAUGAAAUUCCAGAAGGUGGAAAGCUGGGCAAGUCCAUAGCUAAAGGCAUCAUCACGCUGUUGUACAAAAAGGGGGACAGGAGUGAAAUCAGAAAUUGGAGGCCAAUUUCACUCCUUAACCUCUCAUACAAGGUGUUGGCAAAGAUGCUGGCCAACAGGCUGGCAAUCCACCUACCAGGUCUGGUGGGGCUGGACCAAGGUGCGUUCGUCAGGGGCAGGUCAAUUAUGGACAAUCUGGCUACAGCCAUUGAGUUGCUAGAGGUAAUUGAUGGGAAGAAUGAGGAGGUGGCAGUCCUAAGGUUGGAUUUGGAAAAGGCCUAUGACAGAGUCAAUUGGGCGUUUGUUCUCACGACAUUGAAAGCAAUGAACUUUGGGGAAGCAUUCUGCAGUUGGGUCAGAGUUCUGUACUUGUUCUCAUCAGCAGUCGUGCAAGUAAAUGGUUACCACUCAGAAGAGUUCAAUUUAUCACGUUCGCUGAGGCAGGGAUGCCUUUUGGCCCCCCUGCUCUUCGUUCUCCAGCUAGACGUUCUGCUGCAUGACAUCAGAGUACAUCCUCUGCUGGAAGGUUUGCGACUUAAGAGCGGCAAAGAGUGCAGGGUUAAGGCGCUUGCAGAUGACCUACUAGCCCUGUCAGCUAAUACAGUAGACCCGCUAGAAGCUCUAAAGCAGUGCCCGUUACGUUAUGCUGACUUAUCAGAAGCUGCCGUCAACUGGAACAAGUCCAUUUACUACCUACUGAAGGAUUACCAACUGAAGGUUGAAUGGGGUAUGCACAGGGUCCAAGAGGGCGAAGCGGAGAGAUAUCUGGGGGUUCAAUUGGCACUAGGAGACAGCUCAGAAUCCCAAUCCUUGAUCUCGAAGGAGAAAGUUACAGGUAGGAUCAAGAGUUGGGGUUCAGCGCAUGCCAAAGGAGAAAAGGGGGCUGGGCUUGCUAGACCCAGAAACACAGAAUCUGGGCCUACUGUCGAAACGGAUUGCGAAGGUGGGAGCGGCAGACCAGGGAGCUGACAGGUGUUUUUUGGCAGAGGAAAUUUUGGCAGAACAGUGGGAACUUUCGAGAUCG
This is a messenger RNA of Chara braunii, 3671 nucleotides long. The record is from the annotation of a GenBank genome assembly. Lineage: Eukaryota; Viridiplantae; Streptophyta; Charophyceae; Charales; Characeae.